Molecule: messenger RNA, 1839 nt
Organism: Seminavis robusta
Lineage: Eukaryota; Bacillariophyta; Bacillariophyceae; Naviculales; Naviculaceae
Source: the annotation of a GenBank genome assembly
AUGACAGGCAAAUCAGGGGAUCCGGCACAACAGCAGCUGGAUACACUUGGAGUGAGCGUUUCCCAUUUAGAGCACAUCUUCUUGGAGGAAAUUUCUAAUUUCACGGAUACCACCACUGGAGAUCCACUGUCAAGAGAUUCCAAAAUCUAUCAAGUGGAGAAUUUGAAAGGCCCUCCAGGUGUCAUACGCCAAAAGGGUGCCAAUACUCGCUGCCCAAUCGAUGGACGAAUGGGUGCUGCCUACGUUCACUGCCUACGAGGAGAAGACCAUGUUGGGGAAGCAACUAAAAUGCUGAGCUAUUCUUGGAGCUACACGAUUGGGGAUAUUGUGGAUACCCUUUCAGAGUUUUGCCACCAAAACAACCUUGAUCCCAAAAGGACCUAUGUAUGGAUCUGCUGCCUCUGUGUCAAUCAACACAGGGUCGUGGAAAACAACUCCAAGGAAAUUUCGGGCAUGAUAUCACCUACAAAGGUAGAUUUCUUUGCCAUCUUUGGUGACCGGGUCAAGAAGAUUAAGCAUCUAUUGGCCAUGAUGGCCCCCUGGAAGGCACCUGUGGCUUUGACGAGAGUUUGGUGCAUUUUCGAGAUAUUCACGGCCCACAGCACAGAUGGCUGCAAGGUGGACAUUCUGAUGCCACCCAAGGAGAAGUAUUCUCUGGAGCAGGAUGUCAUCAACAAUGAUGGAGGUAUUGAUGCACUAUACGAGACCCUGGGAAACACCAAAGUGGAGAAUGCCAAGGCAUCUGUCGAUAGUGACAGGCGGGCAAUUCUAGCAAGAGUUAUAUGGGGUGUGGGAUACCAACCACUCAACCAUGAAGUGAAUAAGUUGUUGCGAGAAUGGAUGUUAAGUGUCCUGACUCAGUUGGUGGAUUCUAGAGAAAACACGAAUGACAAGGACUAUGUGGAUUUUUGCAACAGAAUUGGGGCUGUCCUUAAGGGGCACGGAGAGCUUGAUGCAGCCAUGAAACUCCACCAGGCAGCUCUGACCAUAUGUGAAACUGUGUUGGGCCAGAAUCACGAAGAAGCAACAGCAAGUACCUACCACAGCAUCGGAAAUGCAAUAGCAGCCAAGGGUGACUAUGAUGAUGCUUUGGCAAAACUCCAAAAGGCUCUCAUUCUUCAAGAGCAGGCAUUGGGCAAGGACCACCCGGAUGUGGCAGAAUCCUACAACAGCAUUGGGCUUGUACUGACCGAAAUGGGUGACUAUGAAGAUGCUUUGGCAAAUUACAGGGAGGCUCUUGCCAUGAAAUUGUUGGCAUUUGGCAAGCAUCAUUCUGAUGUGGCCGUCGCCUACAAUAAUAUUGGUUCCGUCCUGAAUGAAAUGGAAAACUAUGAAGGCGCACUGUCCAAGUACAAGGAAGCUGUUGCCAUUCAAGAGUCAGUAUUGGGCAAAGAUCAUCCAUCAGUGGCAACCACCUACAACAACAUUGGUACUGUUCUGAAUGAUAUGGGUGACUAUGAAGGUGCUUUGUCAAAGCACAAUGAAGCUCUUGCCAUUCGAUUAUCAGUAUUGGGCAAGGAUCAUAUUGACGUUGCUCAGUCAUACAACAACAUUGGGCUUACACUUGAGGAUAUGAAAGACUAUGAAGGUGCAUUGUCAAGGCACAACGAGGCUCUUGCCAUUAGAUUGUCAGCAUUUGGCAGGGAUCAUCCAUCAGUGGCAAACACCUAUAACAACAUUGGUUCUAUAUUGUUCAACAUGGGUGACUUGUCUGGAGCCUUGACAAAAUUUGAGGAAUGCCUCGCCAUAAGGAAACCAGUGUUGGGACUAGAUCAUCCUGAUACUGAGAUUUGUCUUGAUUGGAUUGAAGACAUCAAGGAAGAGUUGGACGAACAGUAA